Messenger RNA from Abrus precatorius (Indian licorice), 372 nucleotides. Its product is annotated as cyclin-dependent protein kinase inhibitor SMR9-like. Gene Ontology annotation, biological process: regulation of DNA endoreduplication. The coding region runs from base 1 to 372 and encodes 123 amino acids. The transcript has a single exon. The record is from RefSeq and is a predicted model, not a curated record. Lineage: Eukaryota; Viridiplantae; Streptophyta; Magnoliopsida; Fabales; Fabaceae.
AUGGUCCCUUGUGGAAGAACAAAAACAGCCUCAAGAAAGAAGACGAGAACAAGAAGAAGCCACUUCAAGAAGCAGCAUCCAGAGAGCAGAAAACAAGAAACAUCAUCCACUGCAAGCUCAACAACAAGCUCCAAGGACUUCUCAAAGAAAAGGGUCAUGGAUUCUGAGGAUGUGGCUGUUGUGUGCUCUACUCCCAAAGGUCAAAAGUUUCGGAUACCUGAAAUUUCAACAUGCCCUCCAGCACCGAAGAAGCCAAGGGUGCUUACUAACUGUUCUUUGCGUAGAUCACCCUUAGCUUUCUUUGCACCACCAGACUUAGAGAUUUUCUUCUGUGUUGCACUUCGAGAUGUUCCCGUUUCAUUUGUUUGCUAA